This is a messenger RNA of Anolis sagrei ordinatus, 2521 nucleotides long. It is a transcript of the gene NETO1, whose product is annotated as neuropilin and tolloid like 1. Gene Ontology annotation, molecular function: ionotropic glutamate receptor binding. Gene Ontology annotation, cellular component: postsynaptic density. Gene Ontology annotation, biological process: positive regulation of excitatory postsynaptic potential. Lineage: Eukaryota; Metazoa; Chordata; Lepidosauria; Squamata; Anolidae. The record is from RefSeq and is a predicted model, not a curated record.
CCUCUUCUCGCCUCUCUGUCUUUCCUCGCCGCUCCUGGGCGAGUUAUGCAGACUCUCCUCCUCCUCCUCCUCCUCCUCCGCGGCGGCGGCGGCUGGUAGGACCCGAUGCUGUUGGCUGGAGCCCGGGGCUCUGGCGAUGGGGGGCUGAGGGGGAGAGCCAGAGCUGCCCGGGGACGCGGAUCCCGCGGGGGCCCAGUCGGCGUGGACUUGAGGCGCGCGUGGGCUGCCGGGCUGCCCUGCUCCCGCCCUCCGCCCGCCGCUGGAAGAAGCCCUCCCGUCUCUAAAUGGAAUUAGUGGAGAGCGGAGGCCCUGGUGUAAGGAACAGACAUGAUCCAUGGGCGCAGCUUGAUUCACAUUGUAGCAAGUUUUAUCAUCCUACAUUGGGCUGGGGCAACAAAAAAAGGAGCAGAAAAGCAAACCACUUCAGAAGGACAAAAAACAGUGCAGUGUGGAACCUGGACAAAAUACCCAGAAGGAGGCAUCUUCACUUCCCCCAAUUACCCCAACAAAUACCCUCCUGACAGAGAGUGUGUCUACAUUAUAGAAGCUGCUCCAAGACAAUGUAUUGAAUUACACUUCGAUGAAAAGUAUUCCAUAGAACCUUCUUGGGAGUGUAAAUUUGAUCACAUUGAAGUGCGGGAUGGACCCUUUGGCUUUUCCCCAAUAAUUGGUCGUUUCUGUGGACAACAAAACCCACCUAAAAUAAAAUCCAGUGGCAGAUUCCUGUGGAUUAAAUUUUUUGCUGAUGGUGAACUUGAAUCUUUGGGAUUUUCUGCACGAUACAAUUUCACACCUGAUCCAGACUUCAAAGACCUUGGUGUUUUGAAACCAUUGCCAGUUUGUGAGUUUGAGAUGGGAGGAUCUGAAGGAAUUGUGGAAUCUGUGCAAAUUGGAAAAGAAGGGAAAGCUUCUGACAAUGAAGCAGUAGAUUGUAAAUGGUAUAUCCGAGCACCACCACGAUCCAAGAUAUAUUUACGAUUCUUGGACUAUGAAAUGCAGAAUUCUAAUGAAUGCAAAAGGAAUUUUGUGGCUGUCUAUGAUGGAAGUAGCUCAGUGGAGGAUUUAAAAGCUAAGUUUUGCAGCACUGUUGCUAAUGAUGUGAUGCUGCGCACAGGUCUUGGAGUAAUCCGCAUGUGGGCAGAUGAAGGCAGUCGAAGCAGCCGAUUCCAGAUGCUCUUCACAUCUUUCCAAGAACCCCCCUGUGAAGCCAACACAUUCUUUUGCCAUAGUAAUAUGUGUAUUAAUAAUACAUUAGUCUGCAAUGGACUUCAGAACUGUGUGUAUCCAUGGGAUGAAAACCACUGCAAAGAGAAGAGAAAAGCCAACCUGUUGGAUCAGCUUACCAAUACCAGUGGGACAGUAAUUGGGGUGACCUGUUGUAUUGUGGUUCUCCUUAUCAUUAUCUCUGUUAUAGUACAAGUCAAACAGCCUCGUAAAAGAUUUGUCCAGAGGAAAGCAGACUUUGAUCAAACAGUAUUCCAGGAGGUGUUUGAGCCUCCUCACUAUGAGUUAUGCACUCUUAGAGGAACAGGGGCUACAGCGGACCUUGCAGAUGUUGCAGAUGAUUUUGAAAAUUAUCAUAAACUGCGUAGAUCAUCUUCAAAAUGCAUUCAUGACCAUCACUGUGGAUCACAGUUAUCUAGCACUAAGGGCAGCCGUAGUAACCUCAGCACAAGAGAUACGCCUAUCUUGACAGAAAUUCAACCUCAGCCUGUAAAGCCCCUGAUCCAACCCAUGAACCGAAGAAAUAUUCUUGUCAUGAAACAUAGCUAUUCACAAGAUGCAGCAGAUGCGUGUGAGAUCGAUGAAAUCGAAGAGGUACCAACCACGAGUCACAGGCUGUCCAGACACGAUAAAGCUGUCCAGCGGUUCUGCCUCAUUGGGUCUCUAAACAAACAUGAAUCUGAGUACAACACAACUAGGGUGUAAAAGACAGACUAAAGACUGCUUGAGAAUAGUGCGAUCCUGAGUGAUUUUGAAUAUGCUACAGUGAAUUGUGAAAAUCGGCCCUGGAACUACCAGCUAGAGAUGUUCUGGACUCUGACCAGCUAUUCCAAUUUCAUGAAAAAAAUCAUCAGUCAGUAAUGAGUAAACCUAACGGAUGGCAAUAAGACUCUUAUUACUUAUCAUUGCUAUCAUUUAUUCUUACUAUUACAGUUUUUCCUUUAUUUAUACUUUUUGUUUGCUUUGUUAUAUUUUGUUACGAAGACAAUAUUACCCAAUUUCAGGAAUAAACGAUUAAAUCAGGUAUUUACCCAUUCACAAUCACUUCACUAGAAAUAUUUGUUAGAUAUAAAUCUAACAAUAUAACUGAAUUUGACUCUCAGAAACUGAUUUGCAUGUACGUUGCUGAAUAUUUGAGUUGGCCAGACAGCAAUGGCAAGAAAUCCCUUUGAUGAGAUACAUUGUAAAAAGCAUGCAUUCAUAUUACUGCUGUUCCUAUCCAUUUCUUUGUGUCAUAUGCUUGCUAAUUGUAACUUUUUAUAUAAAGAUACAUAAAACAAUGUAUAAUAAUUUCUUA